Molecule: messenger RNA, 4439 nt
Organism: Anneissia japonica
Lineage: Eukaryota; Metazoa; Echinodermata; Crinoidea; Comatulida; Comatulidae
Product: zinc finger protein 143-like
Exons: 7
Coding region: 194-3100 (968 amino acids)
Biological process (GO): regulation of transcription by RNA polymerase II
Molecular function (GO): DNA-binding transcription factor activity; RNA polymerase II cis-regulatory region sequence-specific DNA binding
Source: RefSeq, a predicted model, not a curated record
ACGCAUGCGUAGUAGGGAACGCCAUAUUGUAGGCGCUAAAAAGCUUUUUCUGGGUGUGUAAACCGUACAAUUAUCAGCAAUUUGUGUCGCUAUACAGACCGUUUUAUAACUCAAUCCACCAUUUUUUUAAACAAGUAACUCUUACUCUUCAAGUUAGUUGAGCUCGUGUGUUGUGCUUGCUUAGCUUAUCACCAUGGAGGGCGGUGGUGAUGCAACUGUGGUAGCAGGUGAUGCCCCCAGUGUUGAUCCUGCUUCAAUGAAUGUACUGGAGACAUAUCUGCAGAACUUCAAUCAGGAGCUCUCUUCAACAACCCAGGCAGCAGAACAGGGUAAAAAAGCAGUUGAAAAUGAAGUAUCUGUUGAAGGAGGUGCAGUUGUAGCCCAAAUGCAACAAGAGAUGCACACAGCUGAAGAAGUAGUAACAGAGUCACAGGUGCCUACAGAGCCGGUCAAGGAAACUGUCACAGAGGCUAGUGAUGACCAGCCUGUAACCACUGUCCAAGUUGCAGACCAGGUAGUCGAGACUGUGCCAGAGCAGGUAGCAACAGUGGCUAUGCAAGAAACAGAACCUAUUCAUGACCCAUCGCAGGGUAUGACAUCUGUUAGUGUAGUGCAAGGAAAUGCCCAUACUGUGACCCAGGACCAUGUUGAUAUGGACAUCACUCAAACUCUGCAACUACUGGCAAAUGCUUCUGCUAAUCUGACAGCUCCCAUCACUACCACUAUUGAAGGCCAUACGACCACUGAUACUGUUGCCAAUGUGCAGAGUGUAGCAGAGAGCAUGGGGCAGGCGUUCAUACAGGGAAUAGAAGAGGCUGGUCAGAGUGUAUCCCUUAGCACUGCAGAAGCACUACAGAGUCUACAAAGUGGACAAGGGCAGCAUGUUGUCAUGGUAACACAAGAAGGUGACCAAGAAUCUGCCCAGCAGCAGGUGUUGAUGGUUGCCAUGCAGAAUGAUGCCAACGUGAGUGGUGCUCAAGGAGUUGGUCCACUGACCUUUUCAGACCCUGUCAACAUGGUUGGUGGAAAUGUGGUCUACCAGACUACUAACCUACCACACCUUGUGCCGGUCUCCCAAUCAACACAGGACCAAACAACUACUCUGCAGGCUACAGACUCAUCAGGUCAGGUGUACACCAUCAUCCAAACUCUAGAUGGAGAAACACCAGUGACAGUAUCUGAAGGACAGACAAGCCAGUCCCAGCCUACUUACACUGAGUUAGAAGUUGCACAGCCAUCUGAGGGUGAAGGCAAGGGUGGAGAAGUUGUACAUGUUGUUGAUGUCCCCUCUGCAGAUGGUACUGAGGAAGUUCAAACCCAGAUUGUUAUUGUACGAGAGGUUGAUACUGAGGAAGGCAAGGGAAUUCAAGAUCACUCCGUUUAUGACUUUUAUGCUGGUGAGGAUGAUGAUGCCCCAGUCACUACAGCAAGUAAAUCCGACAAAGGCGACACUCCGAAGAAAGGCAAGAAGUUUGUUGUGCCUAAAUUUGAUGAUGGACGUCUCAUCGAUCAGGUUUUUAAUCGUGUGAAAAAAUCACCCACAAGUCCACGCCAGCCAAAGGUUCACGAGUGCAACAUGUGCGGCCGUAUCUUUAGAACCUCAACACUUUUGCGAAACCAUAUCAAUACCCAUACUGGAACCAAGCCAUACAAAUGUCAGAUGUGUGAAAAAGCAUUUGGAACGUCUGGUGAAUUGGGUCGACACAUGAAGUACAUCCACACUCACGAGAAACCACACAAGUGCCCAUUGUGUGAUUAUAUUAGUGUAGAGGCAAGCAAAAUUAAGAGGCACAUGCGCUCCCAUACUGGUGAGAAACCAUACAAAUGUACUUUGUGCGAGUAUGCCAGUACUGACAACUACAAGUUGAAGCGUCACAUGCGCAUCCAUACUGGUGAGAAGCCAUUUCGAUGUGGUGAGUGUGACCAGUCUUUCUCGCAGAAGAGCAGUUUGAAGGAGCACAUGUGGAAACACACUGGAAACAGACCUCAGCACAAGUGCGAGUUCUGCGAAACCAGCUUCGGACGUGUAGCUGAUAUGAAGACGCACAUCAAGAAGAUGCACACACAAGGAGAAGCUUUGAUUUGCAAGUUCUGUGAAAAUGGAUUCACCGAUCGCUACAGCUAUACUCAGCACAUCAAAAUGCAUCGUGGGGAGAAAAUUUUCAAGUGUGGUGAAUGUGGAUAUAUGGCUCCCCAGAAGCGCCAUUUAAUGGUUCACAUGAGAGUUCAUACUGGCGAGCGACCGUACCAAUGUACCGACUGUGAUGAGAGCUUCAAGCAUCGACAGACUUGCAUCAAUCAUGCUAGAAUUAAGCAUGGUCAUAUUUUAGAAUUCCCGGAUUUGAAGCGAAAAAGAUCAGAGUCAGAAGAGGAUUCACCAUCCAAGCGUGUGUCGCGCAGACAGAAGAUGAUCAUAAUGGGUGCUGUUGGUGGCCAAGAAGGUGCUGAUAGCCAAAGUAUCCCUCCAGAGGUUGUUGAGAAUGCUAUUGGCAGAGUUCUUCAGGAAACAGAGGGAAUGAAUGUGGAAGGUGGUGUACCAGUAACAAUUUUGACUGUCACUCAAGGACCUGAUGGAUCGAUGCAGCAAGUUGAGCAAACCCUACAUGUUGUUGAUGGACAGUUAACGGCAAUUGAAGGUGAUAACUCGGCUAACAUUGAAGCUGGAACAGAAGCUGCCCAAAUAACCAGUGACCAAGUGAUGCAGUUGGAGCAGAUACAGCAGCAGAUUCAGCAAGGAGAAGACGGUGGCAUUUCUCAGACGGAACAGGCUGUUGCCAAGCAAUCUCAGGUCGAAUCCCAGGAUCAGGGAGGUAUGCAUAUUGUGAUGGAAACUGAGGACAGUAGCCAACAACAGGAGGCGGAAGAUACGUUGACUCAGCAACAACAGACAACAUCUGAACAAACAGUGGCGCAAGAGGAAGCAACUGAAGAAGUAGCUGCUCCAGAAGUAAGUAUACCACAACAGCAUGAGGAACCACAAGGCACAUCUAGUCUCGCUGUGCAAGAGGUAGCAGAAGUAGGUAUUGAGCAGCCAACAGAAGAGGAAGUUGAAGAAGGAGAUGGUGAUAACACCAUUUAUCUAUUUGUUGAAGAACAAUGAACAGUUGAUAACAUCUCAUCAUUUACUGUUGCCCUCCCUAGUGUUUUUCAGCAGCAAGGUGUGUAUAAAUAUUUUAACAAAAUAGAUGUGUGCUUAGAAAUUAAAGGGCCAAAUUUUAAAAAUGAUAUGAGAUAUCUGUUAUGCUGUUUUGUUUUUUUUUUGGGUGGGGGAGGUGGAAUUUUAUUGUCAUUUGCUAGUGAUUGGUUUUUUUUAUGGCUGUGAUAAUGUUUUGUUUUAUUAUAUUAUCUAGUUUGAAUUAAUUACUAAAAAUUAAAUGAAUUUGUAAAAAGUGUUUUAUGUUAAUGUAAUACAUAGUACAAUAGUUACACUCUACAGUUUUAGAGCUUCCACUUUCUUUAAGUGCUUAUUAUUUACUUGGCAUUGUUCAUGUGGAGGUUACUGUGCAUGUUGACAUGCAUGUCUUGGGGUCUUGCAACAAUUUUAAUUUUUAUGCUUAAUCAAAAUAUAAUAUUUGGUUUAAGCAUGGCUUCUACUUCUAUUUUGUGUAUAUACGUUUUUAGUGAUUGUUUUUAUUAGGCCAAUAGACUAUUAGAGUCUAUCCUCAUAAAGUUUUUUUUUUUUAUAUCUGUGAAUAUAUCUGUGUAUAAUGCCUAUACAUGGUCUCAAUUCACAGGUACUUGUUACAAGAAACUAGUGCAAAUUAUUCUAAUGAAAAGCCUUAUGAUUUUACAUGGGUUUGUUUUACCGUGUGUUGUCUUUUCUUUGGUAAUAAUUAUAAUCAGUAAUAAUACAUUACGCCUCAGAAAACUCAAUAGAACCUAUCUUUGCGUGUACAGUAUAAAUGUUUCAUUAACUAUAGAAACACAAAGAAGUACUGUACUUGUUGUGAACAGUUGUUUAGGUUUUUGUUUAGAUUGAAUGAUGGCUAUAUGCAUUCCAAAUAUUUUUUUUUUUCAGUUUAGGUAAUAUAAGAUUCUUCUACAAUAAAACACCAGCACAUGUAUCAUUUUGAUGUACUAAAUGUAAUGUAAAGGUUCUUGUCAAAUAAGUGCAGUUUUUUCAGCCACCGAACUAUCCAGGUUGUUCUUAAGGUUUGUGUGUUGGUUACUCUUUGGGACUCAACAGUUACAGUGGGUCUUUAAAAUAUUUGAGCAAUUAUUAAUCUUAAAAUCUUAAAAGGAAAAUUUAAAAAAAAUGUGAUUGAGAUAAUUUUUGCAUUGAAUUCUUUGAUAAUUGUACACAUAGAGAUAUACUGUAGUUAAAUGUCAUGCCAUCAACCCUACCCACAGCUGUAUUGCAAAAUGUAUCUAUCAUAAUUAAAUUGUCUUAUACUGUAAUGAUGAAAUAAAGAACAUCUGAUAUGGUUACCAUUUAAUAA